Messenger RNA from Sitophilus oryzae (rice weevil), 2782 nucleotides. RefSeq lists its product as uncharacterized. NCBI's taxonomy places the organism in Eukaryota, Metazoa, Arthropoda, Insecta, Coleoptera, Curculionidae. The record is from RefSeq and is a predicted model, not a curated record.
AAUUAAGUGGGGUUCAAAUUUGUAUUUUGAAUAUUGAGUAGCAGUUAUUUUUAUUUAAAAAUACAUGACUGGUAACAGUGUUGUAUAGUUAUGAGUAAUUCAGAUGAAGAUUCAUCAACAAAACAAGUGUUAGAAUAUUACAAAAAAUACUCCCAAAACCCCCAUCUUCAAAAGUAUUUCUCUGGAACUUCAACCACCAUCACAUAUGCACCAAUUUCUGAUGAAGAAACUCCAGCAUUAGCCAUCAAUAUUCCUAAAAUAAUUAUUACCGAAAGCAGUACCACAGACAUUUCUAGCGCUAAGAAAUUGCAAUCACUAGAGGGACCAAGUACUUCGAAAGGCUCAAGCCGAUCCGUACAUAGUAGCAGUGAUGCAAUUGACAUAAAAGAGUCUCAGGAUUUUGUUAAAGCUAGUACUUUGCAAAGAAGUAACUCACUACCUUCAAAAUUAUGCUCUAAAGAAGUCCAUUUUGACUUAUCGCCUUCAGAAAAUGUCAAAAUAUUACUUUUCGGAUCAACAAGCAGUUCAGAUGAGUCGAUAGAGCAUGCACAGAUAGAGAAACCUUCUAGUGAGAGUUCUAGUAGUGCUAAAACAAAAUCUUCUCCAAUUCCUAGUACAAGUUCAUCUGAGGAAGAAAAUAAAAUUAUAAAUUUUGGAGUUAGUUUGUCAAGUUUGAAGAAAAAAAUUGGGUUACCUGUUGCAUUUUCCACACCAGUAUUUCCAGUACUUCCAGAACCUGUGCAUGGUGAAAACAUAUAUACUACACCAAAAACAAGCUCUAGAGAAUACAUAAAGAGUCACCAAACUAUAGUUCUUAGUGCAGUAGAUGAGGAAAAAAUAUCUAAUGUUUGUUGUAAUACUGAUUCAAAUCAGGGGAACAUAGACCAGGAGAGAACUAAGAAAUCUUCAUCAGGUGACGUAAAAAUUGAAGACACUAAAAUGUCUGAUGUUUCCAAAGGUGCUAUAAAGAAACAGAAAAAAGAACCAAUUAAAAAAACUGAUAAAGAAAGUACCCAGGAAGAAACUAGUGUAAAAAGAACUAAUCAAAAAGUAGUUCAGCUUACUAUGUCGACUCCACUCACUCUUGACUGUCUAUAUGAUAAAAAUGCAGAAGAAAUAGCUAUACAAACAGAAAAAUUAGAUUCAGACAGUGAGACCAGUGAACCGGAAGGUUCAAGUUGUGAUAGUUUUGAGUAUAUCAGUAGUAAUCUUGUUUCUUUACAGUCUUCCCAAGCCCAAUGUAACGUUCACAAAAAAGACUCUAGCUUAGGGAAAUCUUCAGGGUGUUCUGUAAAAGAAAUGUCAUCAGGAUCUUCUAAAUCUCAAACAAGUGAUAGUAGAGAGGACAUGGAUAAAGUGGUUGAUCUUUUACAAGUAUUUUUGUCUUCUAAAAGGGACAAAGUUAUUAAAAACAAGGACUAUAUAAAGAAGGUUAUUAAAAAGAUUAUGUUCUCUAGUGAGUCUAGCCAGGAAAGAUCUUCAAGUCCAUCAAACAGUAAUAAUGAAGCCAGUCUUCCAAGAGAUCCUGUACAAGUAAAAUCAAGUAAAACUAACACUGAUUCUACUGAGCCUGAACGUAUAGUUAAAAAACAAUCUAAAUCAAACUCCAAUGGAGAUUAUUUACUACAGUUCACUGAAAAUGAAAGGUUAUAUCAGAUAGCAUGGAUUGAUAAUGAAAUUUCACAUUUAUCCAAGCUUAAAAGAUUUCUUGAAGCUAAAAACAACAGCGGAAGUGAGAAAGAAACCAAGAAGAAAUCUUCAAAAUACAAAAUAUUAGGAAAAGAUGAAAAAACUAAUAAAGAAUUAGAGAGAGAAUAUAUUAUUGAGACUGAUCAAGGGAUUCCCCCAGGUGCAAACGUUAAAUAUUUUAUAGAUGGUCAAAAAUUCACUGUAGCGCAUUGUGACGACUCUAGUAAAGUAUCUAAAAGUUCUGUUAUAGCUGAUAUCACGGUAGAUUCAAAAACAAGCAGUACUAACAUAAAAGUAAGCACUAUUUGUAGUGUUUGUAAGCAGAUUAUCUGUAUAUGCAAGCCUGAAUCUUUAGGAGAACCAAAAAACAGAGGUUCUUUAGAGAAACCUGAAUCUCAUAGAAAUAAAGCUAAGAAUGAAUAUAGCGGAAAAAAUGAGUCUGAAUUUUUAGCUGAAGAUUUUGAUGAAAAAAAAUCAAACUCUUUAGAGAAAGCAUUUCAGAAUUGUAACUGUACUCAUGCUACCAAUUCAAAAUGUACCUGCCCAUUUGUUGAAAAGCUCGCCAAACAUUUCUCACAAUCCAAAGAAAUGUUUUAUACUCCUAGACCUUCAAGUAGUGUAGGUAUACAAGUAAAAGAAAGCGUUCCUGUUAAAAUAUGUAAGGAAGUACAAAGUAAAGUUGAUUCUUUGGACAAACAAGUCCAAUAUUUGAAGAGUUUGAUACAAAUAAAUGAAGAUAAUGGAAAAUCUGUAGAUAAAAUGACCAAUGAAGAACAUAAGAAUGGUGUAGGGGACGUGAAUAAAUGUGUUUCUAAAAAAAGUAGUUUAAAGAACCAAAAAAAUGGCGAUAAAAUGAUUCAAACAAACAGAUGCAAAUGUGCUUCAAAAAGUGUUCAAAUUGAUUAUGAAAGUUUAAAAAGAUUGAGAAGUGAUUCAAUUGAUAAGAAAAUUCAGACUGAAGAGGAACUUGUCAGAGGCUUUGGCGUUAAUAGUACAGGGACAUUUAGAAGUUCUUCAAAAAGUAUCCAAAUUGGUAUAAAUGAUCCAUCUAAUACAAACAUUAAAACUGAAAAACAAGCUUCUAAAGAUACUG